This is a messenger RNA of Ziziphus jujuba (common jujube), 779 nucleotides long. Its product is annotated as histone H2AX. The transcript has 2 exons. The record is from RefSeq and is a predicted model, not a curated record. Gene Ontology annotation, molecular function: protein heterodimerization activity; DNA binding; structural constituent of chromatin. Gene Ontology annotation, cellular component: nucleosome. NCBI's taxonomy places the organism in Eukaryota, Viridiplantae, Streptophyta, Magnoliopsida, Rosales, Rhamnaceae. The coding region runs from base 116 to 547 and encodes 143 amino acids.
UUCUCUCCGGCAUUUUUCAUCCCGCCAAACUAACCAAAAUCUUCGCUUCUCGCAGAAAGAUCAGAAUUUGAAAAUCUCAUAGAAAUCCAACCAGAACACCCCAAAUCGGGCAACUAUGAGCACCCCAGCAGUUGCUGCAACCACCACAAAGGGAGGCAGAGGCAGACGCAAGGACUCCAAGUCCGUGAGCAGAUCUCAGAAGGCAGGUCUUCAGUUCCCCGUCGGCCGAGUCGCUCGCUUCCUCAAGGCCGGUCGCUAUGCUCAGCGUGUGGGUUCCGGCUCCCCUGUCUACCUCUCUGCCGUUCUUGAAUACCUUGCCGCUGAGGUGUUGGAGUUGGCUGGGAAUGCUGCUAGGGACAACAAGAAGAACAGGAUUGCUCCAAGGCACAUUCAGCUUGCGGUGAGGAACGACGAGGAGUUCAGCAAGCUUUUGGGAUCGGUGACUAUUACAAAUGGAGGAGUAUUACCAAAUAUUCAUCAAUCUUUGCUUCCAAAGAAGGCUGCCAAAGGGAAGGCCGAGAUCGGCUCUGUGUCCCAGGAGUACUAAAGCGUAGCGCGGUUCGAUUUUCUCUUAAGGAAAUAAACAGGCUGACCUUUUAGAUGUGUAGUUUUUGAAAUUUUGAUGGGUAUUAUAGUUUAGUAGCAGUUUGUAAUGAAACUAGUAUUUUUCUUUUGUAAAGCCUACUCUACCAAAUUUCCAUUCUGAUUCUACUUGUUCAGAUUUGAAAUGAAAAAUAGAAAAGAAAAAAAAAAAAAAAUCUCUGAAGCCGUUUAUGUUC